Uloborus diversus is the source of this 1782-nucleotide messenger RNA. Its product is annotated as embryonic polarity protein dorsal-like. Gene Ontology annotation, biological process: regulation of DNA-templated transcription; canonical NF-kappaB signal transduction; non-canonical NF-kappaB signal transduction. Gene Ontology annotation, molecular function: DNA binding; DNA-binding transcription factor activity. The transcript has 12 exons. The record is from RefSeq and is a predicted model, not a curated record. The coding region runs from base 253 to 1782 and encodes 509 amino acids. Gene Ontology annotation, cellular component: cytoplasm. NCBI's taxonomy places the organism in Eukaryota, Metazoa, Arthropoda, Arachnida, Araneae, Uloboridae.
CUUUUAAAGUGUUUUAAAAUAUUUUAAGAAUUAAAAAUUACUAAUCACAUUUGCAGGAAAUGUAUGAGAACUAUCAGUGCUGUCAAUACUUCAGCUUUAUGUGUAUGGAAUUUAUGAAAGUGAAUGGUAAAAGAUUUUCCUCCUGUCCUGAGUAUUCUAUACAGUAAUAAGAACAAAAAAGAAGAAGAAAAAUCAGGAACUAUACCUAACUAAGAGUCAUGUAAAAUCUUUAAAGAAUGAUAUAUUAUAGUCAUGUGUUCCCCUUUUAAUGUUGCUGUCAACUGCACACAAUUAUACCAGAUAGGAAGACCUAUACAGCAAUAUGAUUAUCCAUCUGAAAGCUCAUCGCCUUUUUCUGACAAUCGCUUACCACUUGUACAGAUAGUGGAACAGCCUGCUUCAAUAGGUGCUCGUUUCCGCUAUAAAUGUGAAGGACGAUCAGCUGGCUGCAUUAGAGGAGUCAGUAGUACUGAAAAAGAUAAAACUUUUCCAGCUAUUAAGAUUAAUGGUUAUCAAGGCAUUGCUGGAGUGGUUGUCUCCUGUGUGACAAAAGAUGGUCCGCCUUAUUACCCACAUCCACACAAUUUAGUUGGAAAAUUUUGCGCAAAUGGGGUUUGCUAUAAAUCAAUUGAAGAUGCUCAAGCAGUUUGCAACUUUCCUAAUUUAGGGAUUCAAUGUGUGAAAAGAAAGGAUGUUAAAGAUUCGUUACUGAGCAGAAAAGAACUGCAGAUUGAUCCUUUUGGAACUGGAUUUUCUCAUGUCAAAGAGCCCAGUAAGAUUAAUCUUAAUGCGCUACGACUGUGCUUUCAAGUGUUCAUUCCAGAUUCCAACGGAAAACUAACUGUCCCAUUACAUCCUGUCAUUAGUUGUCCAAUAUUUGACAACAAAACUGUGUCAGAUCUCACCAUAAUUCGCUUAAGUCACUACUGUGCUCCAGUUACCGGAGGACAAGAAAUUAUCCUGUUGUGCAAUCAAGUUAACAAAGAUGAUAUACAAAUAUUAUUUUAUGAAGAAUCCGGUUCUAACAUCAUUUGGUCUGGGCAAGGGCUGUUCUCUCCCCACCAUGUUCAUCGAAAAGCAGCAAUCACAUUUCGGACGCCAGUCUAUCGGGAUUGUGAGUUGCAAGGACGUAAUGUUGAAUGUUUUGUACAAUUGCGUCGACCAUCAGAUGGAGCUGUUGGCAAGGCUAGACCAUUUACCUUGUUACCGUUAACUAGAGAUCCUGAAGGUAUAGCUCGAAAACGCAGUAAAUUUGAAUCCUUGUGUUUGGAUAAACUUGUUCCACCCUCCAGUGUAUUGCACGCCCAUGAAGCAAGCAUCAUUUCUCCAAGAGUUAUUAAACAUGCUGUUAGAUCUAAGCCAAACCCAUCAAAUGGGAAUUGUGGAUGUGUUUCGCAGCCAACACAGCUACUGCAUCAGGCCUCUAACCAGGAUCAUAGCUGCCUAAAUUAUAGUAAAGCAUCUACAAAUAAUAUUAAUGAUGACAAUAUGCAUUUUAAGCAAAAUGAAUCGAAAGUGAACUCUCCAGAAAGUGUACAAAGGUAUGUCGUCGGUCAAAGUCGAAGUGAUUUGUUAGAAAUUGCUGCUGUGCAGUUGGAUGAAACUUCUUCUCAUACCCCGUGUGAAAUUUCCUGUGAUGAAACAUUUGAUAAACUAAGCAGCCUUGAUUUAGGUUUAGACAGUGACAUUGUUGAUUUAAGCAACAUUUUGUUGGAUUCAUUUUCCGAAUCAUCUGGACCAAACAACUCAGCACAAUGCGUUGAUGUGCGGAAUCCAGCAUAG